CUUCCAUUUUCCUCCGCCUCUGGUUGUCAAGAAGAUGGCAGCUUCCAGGCAGGCAUGAGAGGAAAUACUUCUUCACAAAUCGAAUGAAUUUGGAUUAUUGCCUCAAGAUAAGAGCACAUACUAGUGUUUUUGCAUAUACUGCAUCAGAUUAAAAGUCAUGUCUGCCCCUGGUUCCACGGUGUCUGGGACCACUCCGUCGGUUCUGCAGCCGCGAUGGAAGCGGGUCCUCGGAUGGUCCGGUCCAGUCCCUCGGCCCAGGCACGGACACAGAGCUGUGGCUAUAAAGGAACUGAUGGUUGUUUUUGGAGGUGGAAACGAAGGAAUUGUUGAUGAAUUACAUGUAUACAACACAGCGACAAACCAGUGGUUUAUCCCAGCAGUCCGUGGUGAUAUCCCUCCAGGUUGUGCUGCAUAUGGUUUUGUAUGUGAUGGAACACGGUUGCUGGUUUUUGGUGGGAUGGUGGAAUAUGGGAAAUACAGCAAUGAUCUCUAUGAACUACAGGCCAGCAGAUGGGAAUGGAAAAAACUGAAAGCCAAAAAUCCAAAAAACGGCCCGCCACCUUGUCCUCGACUCGGUCACAGCUUUUCACUCGUUGGCAACAAAUGCUACUUGUUUGGUGGACUGGCCAAUGACAGUGAAGACCCCAAAAACAACAUUCCCCGAUACCUAAAUGAUUUGUACACACUCGAGCUUCGUCCUGGUUCUAGCGUGGUCGGGUGGGAUAUUCCAAUCACGUAUGGCGUCCUGCCUCCUCCUCGUGAGAGUCACACCGCUGUGGUGUACACAGAAAAAACAACCAGGAAGUCACGCUUGAUAAUCUAUGGAGGAAUGAGCGGUUGUCGUCUUGGAGAUCUGUGGACGCUUGACAUAGAUACCCUGACUUGGAACAAACCUUCAGUAGGUGGUACGGCACCUCUUCCACGAAGUCUUCACUCUGCCACCACAAUCACAAACAAGAUGUAUGUUUUUGGCGGAUGGGUUCCUUUGGUAAUGGAUGACGUCAAAGUGGCCACACACGAGAAAGAAUGGAAAUGCACAAACACACUCGCUUGCCUAAAUCUCGACUCAAUGUGUUGGGAAACAGUGUUGAUGGAUACCCUGGAGGAUAACAUCCCCAGGGCCCGUGCCGGCCACUGUGCCGUGGCCAUCAAUUCCAGACUGUAUGUCUGGAGCGGCCGUGACGGUUACCGGAAAGCGUGGAACAACCAAGUUUGCUGUAAAGACCUUUGGUACUUGGAAACAGAGCGGCCCCACGCUCCCGCCAGGGUCCAGUUAGUCCGUGCCAACACAAACUCUCUGGAGGUGAGCUGGGGUGCAGUCUCUACCGCCGACACGUACCUGCUGCAGCUGCAGAAGUAUGACAUCCCCGCGACCCCGGCAGCAGCCUCGCCAGCCACGAGCGCAACGCCUUCGCAACCCAUCAACUCUCCAAAGAGCCCUGCACCAGCUGCAGCAGCACCCUCUGCGCACAGUUUACAACAGACAGGUGACCAUCGCUCAGCUUGCAAUGUAAAGAAGUUCUGCUGGGUAACAAAAAUGAAGUCUCAACUCCAUGCCUUCUGUUGGUUCACAGCUGUUUUAAAGGUUGCAGCUCAGCAGGCUGCCACAGGCGCAUCUGUUGUCACAGUUCGCCCGAGCCAGCCGGGGAAAUCCCCCGUCACCGUGACGUCCCUUCCUCCAGGUGUUCGAAUGGUAGUGCCUACCCAAACCACCCAAGGAUCGCCAAUUGGAAGCAGUCCUCAGAUGAGUGGCAUGGCAGCUUUAGCUGCUGCAGCUGCAGCCACACAGAAGAUCCCACCCGCUUCUGGAGGCACUCUUCUCAAUGUUCCCGCCGGUGCCACCAUCCUCAAAACAGUGGCUGUCUCCCCAGGCACCACCACAGUGAAAGUGGCUUCUCCUGUAAUGGUCAGUAACCCAGCCACCCGCAUGCUGAAGACGGCCGCGGCCCAGGUGGGCACGGCAACCGCAUCCUCUCCCACCACCACCAGACCGAUCAUCACUGUGCACAAGUCCGGGGCUGUCACAGUGGCUCAGCAGGCCCAGGUGGUCACCACUGUGGUGGGAGGUGUCACCAAGACCAUCACCCUGGUCAAGAGUCCGCUCACCAUGGGCAGCAGCGGUACUUUGAUCUCCAACCUUGGCAAGAUGAUGUCUGUGGUGCAAACCAAGCCAGUGCAGACAUCAGCUGUCACAGGCCAGGCUUCCACUAACCCUCUCACACAGAUCAUACAGACAAAGGGUCCCCUCCCAGCUGGCACCAUCCUGAAACUGGUGACUUCUGCAGAUGGCAAACCCACAACAAUCAUCACAACGUCCCAGGCCGGAGGCACGGGAAACAAGCCCACAAUCCUCAACAUAAGUGGCGUCUCACCUACUACUACCAAGCAGGGUACCACCAUCAUUAAGACCAUCCCUAUGUCGGCCAUUAUGACCCAGCCUGGAGCCACAGGCGUGACGAGCAGUGCAGGCAUGAAAACACCAAUAACGAUCCUUACCACCAAGGUAAUGACCACUGGAACGCCUGGUAAAAUUAUUACUGCUGUGCCCAAACUGUCCACUGCAGCUGGACAACAGGGAUUGACGCAGGUGGUAUUAAAAGGCGCUCCAGGACAGCCGGGCACCAUUUUGCGUACCUUGCCCAUGAGCACAGUAGGCGGUGUUCGUCUCGUUACACCAGUGACGGUCUCCUCUGUUAAGCCCACUGUUACCACGCUGGUUGUCAAGGGAACUACUGGAGUCACCACUCUAGGCACCGUCACUGGGACGGUGUCCACAAGCUUGGCAGGAGCCACGGCCGACAGCUCCAGUGCCUCCCUGGUGACGCCAAUCACCACACUGGCGAACAUCGCUACACUGUCCAGCCAGGUGAUCAACCCAGCCGCCAUCACGGUCUCGGCUGCUCAGACCAGUCUGACUUCUACUUCGACUCUGCCCUCCUCUACAAUGACGGUGCAGAACCAGCCCACCCAGGUUACCCUGAUCACAACCCCCAGCGGUGUUGAAGCUCAGCCAGUCCAGGAUCUUCCUGUGUCCAUUCUGGCUUCUCCGACCUCUGAACAGCCCAGCUCCACUGAGGCCGGAGCAACUGGAGACGGUUCUGGUACCGUCACCCUGGUCUGCUCUAACCCGCCCUGCGAGACCCACGAUACAGGAACUACCAACACCGCCACCACUUCCUCCGCUACAAUCGGUGCCGGACAGGUCUGCUCAAAUCCGCCCUGCGAGACGCAUGAAACAGGAACCACCAACACGGCCACCACCUCCUCCGCUACAAUCGGAGCCGGACAGGUCUGCUCCAACCCGCCCUGCGAGACGCACGAAACAGGAACCACCAACACGGCCACCACCUCCUCCGCUACAAUCGGAGCCGGACAAGUCUGCUCCAACCCGCCCUGCGAGACCCACGAGACGGGAACCACCAACACGGCCACCACGGCAUCUUCAAACAUGUCCACAUUACGCGUGUGCUCCAACCCGCCCUGCGAGACCCACGAAACGGGGACGACAAACACGGCCACCACGGCAACCUCCAACAUGGGAGGGACCCAGCAGGUGUGUUCAAAUCCCCCCUGCGAGACCCAUGUGACGGGCACCACCAACACAGCAACGCAAGCUUCCUCCAGCAUGAAUGCCGGCGAGACGGGCACCGUGCAGAGCGCCCACUCAAAUCCACCCAGCGAAACCCACGAAUCGGGGACCAGCGACACUCCGUCCGCAUCCACCUCCAGCGUAGGGGAGGACCAGAGCAGCACAGCAACGGGCCAGGUCCAGAGGGUCUGCUCCAACCCACCGUAUGAAACGCACGAGACUGGGACCACCAACACCGCCACCACUGCUACCUGCAGCAUGGAGACCGGUGAAGGCACAGCCACCCAGCAGUCAGAGGAAGGAGCAGAAGGAACAAGCACCACAGAGGAAGCUGCUACCACUGCAGCUACUAGCGUAGCUACAACCACCCAAGGCAGAGCCAUCACCACGGUCACUCAGUCCACACCGGCCCCUGGGCCCUCAGUACCGUCGAUUUCCUCAAUCACAGAAGGAGUAAGCACCGCAGCCAGCAGCACGGAGGAGCCGAUGCAGACUGAAGAACCUGCACCAGCAGAAGCUGCACCUGCAGAAGAGCCUGCUGCAGCCAUGGAGACACAAGCAGAAGGAGAAGCAGCAGCUGCAACGGCCUUGAACCUGCCCUCGGAGCUGAUGUCUGAGGCCCAGGGGACCACGCUGAUGGUGACUGGGCUGUCGGACGAAGAGCUGGCCGUAACCGCCGCCGCUGAGGCUGCUGCCCAGGCUGCAGCCACAGAGGAGGCCCAGGCUCUCGCCAUCCAGGCCGUCCUGCAGGCAGCGCAGCAAGCUGUAAUGAAUGAAGGUGACGGUUCUGGGGAAAGCCAGCAGCCCACCAACAUCCCCAUCAUGCUGACCCAGCAGGAGCUGGCCGCACUGGUUCAGCAGCAGCAGCAGCUACAGGAAGCUCAGGCCGCCGCGCAGCAGGCCUCCGUGGACACCAGCAUGCCUACCGAGGGCCUCGCCCCCGCCGACAGCCUCAACGACCCGUCAGUCGAAAGCAACGGACACAACGAAAUGGCUGCCUCGGUCACCAGCGCCGUGGCGUCUCUUCUACCACGCACCACUACUGAGACUCUGGCUCCAUCAAGUACGUUUGCGCCGUCUAUAUCAGUAGCAAGUCCGGCCAAGCUGCAGGCGGCAGCCACUCUCGCAGAGGUGGCCAACGGCAUCGAGGGAGAGAAACAAGCCCCUCAGCCAGCUCCAGUGAAGCCUGUUGUUAAAAAGGAGAACCAGUGGUUUGACGUCGGGAUCGUAAAAGUGACAAAUAUGGUCGUCACUCACUUCUAUGUGCCAGGAGACGAUUCUCAAGGAGAUGACGACUCCGGCGCCGUACCGGACUACGGUCAGAUGAAGAAGAUGGAGCUGCAGCCCGGCACGGCGUACAAGUUCCGUGUGGCGGGGAUCAACGCCUGCGGGCGUGGAACGUUCUCUGAGAUUUCUGCUUUCAAGACCUGCCUACCCGGAUUCCCAGGAGCCCCAUGUGCCAUCAAAAUCAGCAAGAGCCCAGAUGGCGCCCACCUGACCUGGGAGCCGCCUUCGGUCACGUCAGGGAAAAUCAUCGAGUACUCGGUGUACCUGGCCAUCCAGAGCAGCCAGACGGCCGAGGCCAAGGCCUCCACCCCGGCCCAGCUAGCCUUCAUGCGAGUGUACUGCGGACCCAACCCCUCGUGCUUGGUGCAGUCGUCCAGCCUCUCAAACGCUCACAUCGACUACACGACUAAACCAGCCAUCAUCUUCCGCAUCGCCGCCCGCAACGAGAAGGGUUACGGUCCCGCCACUCAAGUUCGAUGGCUACAGGAAUCUGGUAAAGACGCCACCUCUGCAAAACCUGCCCCCAAAAGACCCGGCACCUCUCCCGAUACCAAGACUACUGGUCCAAAGAAAGCAAGGACGGACCAGUGAGGUUGCCUGGAGUCCCCUCCCAGUCUUUUUUUUUUUUUUUUUUUCCACUGUCAUUUUUAUCAGGAAGACUGACCUUCACUCAUCCUCUUCCUUCUCAUCUCCUCCACCCCCGUCUCAGAUCAAAAUGGUGGCAGAAGCCCAGAUAAAAGUCAAUCUGAGACACCUUUCUGUAGAUAAACCCCCUCCCUCCUCCUCCUCCUCCUUGUUCAGUUGGUCGUAAUAUUUUUAGAGUAACUCAAACCUAGAAGCACAUUCUCUUUUUUCAGCUACAUCCCCUUCCUUCGUUUUAACAUCUAUUUUUGCUUUUUUUUUUUUUUUUUUUCUCUCUCCAAGUAGUUGAACAUUAUAGAAACAUUUACACCUUUUCACAAACUGGGAGCCAGGCUGUGCGCUAUGUUACCUAAUUUUUUUUUUUUUUUCUUUUCUGUGUUUUGUGAAUUCUGGGGGGGAGGUGUAGAAAGAGACUACAUAAAAUGUUGUACAGUGUUUGGAAAGAAAAAUGGCUGUGGAGGCAUUUAGUUUAGAUGAAAGGAAAAAAUCGGUAUGGAAACAAAUAAAGCACUUGUCCUCCACAAACGAGGACAUCUUUUUCUUUUUCUUUUUUUGGCUCCAAAACAAUUUGCUUCAUAGAGAACCAAGUCUGUACAGUCAUCGUACUGGACUCCAGUCUCCUGGUAAAUAUCAUCACUGUGCGCUUUUUAUCCCCCCCCCCCACCCAAUCCCACCCCGAGAUACGAGGAGUGGUGACCGGCACGUUGGACGAAGGAAAAAGGAGAAAAAAAAAAAAAAAACAGCAAAGGAAGAAAUUUGUAGAAAGAAUGACGGACUUUGCUAGGACAGACUGGCAGCACACACACCACGUUUCAAGAAAAACUUCCAAAAAAAACAAAAACAGAAAAAAAAAAAA
Messenger RNA from Poecilia reticulata (guppy), 6374 nucleotides. The record is from RefSeq and is a predicted model, not a curated record. NCBI's taxonomy places the organism in Eukaryota, Metazoa, Chordata, Actinopteri, Cyprinodontiformes, Poeciliidae.